Molecule: messenger RNA, 3810 nt
Organism: Chaetomium strumarium
Lineage: Eukaryota; Fungi; Ascomycota; Sordariomycetes; Sordariales; Chaetomiaceae
Exons: 4
Coding region: 361-3810 (1149 amino acids)
Source: RefSeq, a predicted model, not a curated record
ACGUGCACCCGAAUUCCAGACAAUUGCUUCGUCAGGCCAGGAAUAUCAUAGUUUUCUCCGGGAUCCGGUGUGGUCAAAAAGGACUAUACAUUGUACAGUCGACCUGCCUUGCUUCCGACCCCGUCCUCCUCUAUCCAGCAGCGAAAACGGAGCAUCUACAACCUUAACGCUGGCGAAGGUGAUUCCUCGCUUUCGUAGCCCCUUGUCGUCACUGACCUUGACCCACGGCGUACAUACUUAGAUUCGUAUCUUUUGCUCAGGUUGCACUGCCGCAUGCCCCUUCGCGAGUCUUCCUCUGUGGAGGCCGCUCUUUUAUUUCUACGCUCCUUCCCGUCGCAAGCUCCUUAAAUCCCCUUCGCAAUGGACAUGCUGUUCUCGCCGUACGGCGUCGGGAACGUGCCCAAGUCGGUCAUGGCUGAAGUCGAGAGGAGAACAGGGGAGUUGCUCAAAUCCAGCAGCUUCCAGCGAAUGCUAGAGCUGGAAAAGAAGCACAAGGUUGAGCGAUUGCAAGGCGCUCAAGCUCUCCUCCCGUCCCCUCAAUUUCCGACCCAACCUAGAGAAGGUCAUCCUCCUCCUCGACCAGAGCGCCCCGACUCGCUAUUUCCACAUGAGCAAUUCUUGAUGGUCAGGGCCGCGCCACGUCCCGUUAUCCAACCUUCGCUAUCGAUCACCAUCCCUCAGGCCGCCGACCCUGAGAGCCGCGCUCGGCCAGACGAGGCCGAGGCCGAACAGGAGGAGGAAGAGGGUACUGACAUUGGAACCCCAAAAACGCCCACAAAUGACGAGCCGUUUCAGAAGCAGGUGAAGUUCCUCGCGCCAGAAGACAGCGAAGAAGACGAAGACGGCAUGUCGGAACAAUCAUCCAUCUGCCAAUCCCCCAGCUGGGAGGGCUACGGACAGAGAAAGAAGGAAAAGAAGCAGCAGGCUGAGCGCCGGAAGAGAGAAAAGGAGCAGGCCGAGAAAGAAGCGAAGGCGGCAAGGAAACGGAACACUACAAGGCUAAGCAAGCCCCCACCGCCGCUGGCAGCAACACCUAGCCGCGAUUACAUAGCUGUCGGCUUGACAAAUGCAGAUCGUUCGAUGUCAGACCCAUUGCUCAUCAGCCAGCCCCUGCUACAGAGCACCACAUCCAUUCAACGACCGGAAGACAUUGGGAGGACACUUUCUGCCGACGACGUACAACAAAGCCGUCGACCCCGACUCGCCGUGACUGGCAUACUUUCCAGCCCCGGCUCCAAUGCCAGGCACGCUGGAGGCGGCGCCGUGCAGGGCACUGCAGUUCGCAUGAAUGACAGUGGCUUUGUUCAACGGCAAGACCUGUACAGGUCUACGUCAGAGGGUCAAGCGCCGGUUAAUCAGCAGCUGUCUGCCGCAACAUCUUACAAACACGAUUGUCGCUCCUCACGAGAUGCAUUUCCGCCGUCGGCUUCGAGGACUCCCAUGCUGCGGCACAUGUCCCCUUCUGGAGGUAGCCGGACCAAGAAUCUCCUCGAAGGGGCAGCAGAUGCCAAUCAGAUACAGGAUUCGCUGUCUACCAUUCCCACCGCGGACGGAACCCGCCAAGGUGGGUAUGUGGUACACCAAAGGGCACAAGCCGCAGAAAUGGCCAUGGCUGGGCUUGCCGAGGAGCAAUUGGUCAGAAGCGUGGCUCAAGAUUACCCACCAUCCGCGUCAAGCUCCAGACCAGCCCAGCACACGAGACGGUCUUCCCUGACACAGGAAGCCAAGUCCGCAGCGAUGAGGCUAGUGGGAAGAAGAAGCUCUUCAGCAGCGCGAGACGACGGUCCUAGUCAGACCGAUUAUCUAACCUUCAAGGCAAUACCAUACUCUGCUUCGGCCACCGACACAUCGUCCUCUAUCGACAGUAUGCCUGCAACUCCAAGAAGUGUGAACGGAUCCUUCAUUGCUCAUGUUGAACGGCCGUCGACCUCGGGAUCAUCCGCCCUGCGGAGCACGAAAGGACGCCAAGAGAGCUUGAAUCCCGCCGAACGGCCUCCUAUGUCUCAAAGCUCUCUUAACUCAAGUGGUCCGUCAGUUACUGGCUCUGACUCGAGCAGCCAGGGCAAGAAGAACCGGAGCCUGAAGGACGCAGCUAAGGCCGCUCUAAGCAUCUCCAAAAGCUCUCAGAGAGUUGACAACGCCAGGCCAUCCAUCUCCUUACCCCCAUACCUGGCUCUCCGAUCUCGCAUAAAUCAUGGGACGUCAACUUCCAUAGACAAAAGCAAGCUUUCUGCAGCUGGAGAUGCUUCAAAGCCCGCGACGGCAGCCCUUGCUUCUGAGCAGGACAAGCCAGCCGAGAUAGUACCUCCAGGAGGCUACCGAGGGUCUGAAGGCUCCUCAUCUUCUUCCACAUACGAGGACGGCUCACCGCUUGCAUCACCAACCAUGACACCAGACACAUCGCGUCCUCAGUCAGCCAAAGACGUCCCUUUGAUCGCGAGAGGCGUCCAUAGAGAGAACGCCGACGCUUUCGGGCUUCAGGAUGACGAACGCACGCUUCGACAGUCUCUGGAUUCCAGCAAAUCGAGUACCCCUCGCAACGUCGAUCCGGAAGUGCGCGCAAACGUUGAGAUUGGUAAUGAUGACCGAUGGAGCAGGACGGCGCUGCCAAUUGAGAUCGACUGUGACGCACAAUCCUUCAUCACCACGGUCUCGUACCUUGACAACGUCGAUGAUACAGAGCAGCUAGAGCCUCUCAAGCAGGCACCUAGAGCUAUGAGACAUGCCGAGGAUGUUGAGGGCUCAGGGUCGCUUCCACCCCGGUCUCGAAAACGGGAACAAAUGACGCCAGGGUGCACAACUGAACCACUAGCUGCACCUCCUCGUUCACCAAGACAACAUGGGGAAAAGGGAGUACUGAAGAGCAUGGAGGGAGGAUCAGAAGAGCAGGAAGAAACGCGGAAGAUUGGAGCGUCGGAAGAUCAAGGGCGGUCAUUGGAGCGGGUGGCAGAGAAGAAAGAGGCGACACCGAAGAGAUAUAGGUGGCACGAACAGAAGCUGGCAGGGUCACAAGAACUUGACAAGGUGUCCACAGAAGCUGGAAGGGAGAUCGACGAGGAUGAGAAGCAGCGUGCUCCAGCUGGUCGACCGCAGCGCGGCUGGAUGUCUGGCUCGUUAUCGUCGGCCGGUUCAACCGGCCCAUCAUCACCACACGCCUUCACUCCGGAAUUCCAACUUCCAAGCAACCCCUAUUUUGCCGACUUUCCGGAACCCCUCAAGCACCAUGGGUUUCUGGGCGAGAUUCCGACUUCACCGGGGCCGCCGUCCCCCGUCUCCCUGCCGAGUCCUCUUCGCACCGUCCCGUCAAAAUCAGGGGCACAGUCCCGAACUAAUUCCGCACCAACACCGUUGCCUACUUCAACAAAUCCCUCCUCGAGGAGCUCGACACCAUCAUCUCGGUCUCCCGGAGUAAUGCCAGUAUCGAUCCUCAAGCAGCCGAAGGCUUUGUCGCCCGAUCAGCCAACAGAGGUCCCGACAAGCCCCCGGUCUCACGUUCUCUCCGCUAUUCCUAAGCACAUGCAGCUGCAGGCGGGCGUCUCGGCGCGCACUCCGACAGCUGUUCCAGAGACCCGCAUGGCGCCCAUCGCCAAGAUGUUUGUCGAGUGCUGCAACUGCAAGUUCUUCCACGACAUGCCCGCCAAGCUCUACGAAUGCAUGGCCAAGCCGGACGCUAUCGUCGAAGACAAGCAGCGAGGCAUCUCAGGGGCCAUUACGACCAUGGUCAAGUGCCCGUGGUGCCAGCAUAACAUGAGCAGGGAGUGUUGUGCCGGGUAUGCAGCGGUUGUGGUUCUGAAGGAGAAGCUGCAUUAA